Messenger RNA from Triticum turgidum subsp. durum (durum wheat), 273 nucleotides. NCBI's taxonomy places the organism in Eukaryota, Viridiplantae, Streptophyta, Magnoliopsida, Poales, Poaceae. The record is from the annotation of a GenBank genome assembly.
AUGUCCGGAAACCAGAGCACCGAAGCCCAGCUAGCGCAGCAGCAGCUGGGCAUGUCUGGAAACCAGAGCGCCCAAGUCCAGCUAGCGCAGCAGCAGCUGGGCAUGUCUGGAAACCAGAGCGCCCAAGUCCAGCUAGCGCAGCAGUUCAAACAAGCGCCGCAGUCGAUGAACUCGUACGACAUGCGGGUGCCACCUGUGAAAGUGGAGGCGUUCCAUGAACUGGUGAGCGGGGACUCGUCCAGCGACACCAGCAAACUCACAUCUCCCAAGUAG